CAUCAGCACUAUUUGAGGGUUUGAUUGGUCAACAGCACCAGAGCACCCAAGGAAAAUCUUUGCAUCUCCAUGUGGCAUCAAGCAAUCAUGAGGUCUCUGGUAUUUGCUCUGCUCCUUGGAGUUGUGUCUGCUGAUAGCAACAGGCUGCAGUGCCUGGAAAUCCCCAUCCUGUCUGAUGAGGACUGUGACAACUCCUACCCCGGCAUGAUCACUGAGGCCAUGUUCUGUGCUGGAUACAUCGAGGGAGGCAAAGACUCCUGCCAGGGUGACUCUGGUGGUCCUGUUGUGUGUGAUGGUGAGCUGCAGGGUGUUGUGUCCUGGGGCUUUGGGUGUGCAGAGAAGAACCACCCCGGUGUCUAUGCCAAGACCUGCAUUUUUACAGACUGGCUGCAGAGCACCAUGGCCUCUUACUGAAUCCAGUCCAAUCACACUCAGCUACAGCGGUUUCUAUACUGCAAAAUCCUGUGUCAAUGAAACUUUGGACAUUCAAAUAAAAUAGGUCUAACACCUGCAUUUUAACUAUGCUUUUAGUUUGUAUCUUUCUCUGUCUUUCUGAUCUGUCUGGCAAAUCCACACGGGUA
This is a messenger RNA of Sander lucioperca (pikeperch), 581 nucleotides long. Its product is annotated as trypsin-1-like. Gene Ontology annotation, biological process: proteolysis. The transcript has 4 exons. Bases 70 to 414 code for a protein of 114 amino acids. Gene Ontology annotation, molecular function: serine-type endopeptidase activity. NCBI's taxonomy places the organism in Eukaryota, Metazoa, Chordata, Actinopteri, Perciformes, Percidae. The record is from RefSeq and is a predicted model, not a curated record.